This is a messenger RNA of Pseudoliparis swirei, 1383 nucleotides long. RefSeq names its product D(1)-like dopamine receptor. The record is from RefSeq and is a predicted model, not a curated record. NCBI's taxonomy places the organism in Eukaryota, Metazoa, Chordata, Actinopteri, Perciformes, Liparidae. Gene Ontology annotation, molecular function: G protein-coupled receptor activity. Gene Ontology annotation, biological process: adenylate cyclase-activating adrenergic receptor signaling pathway. The coding region runs from base 1 to 1383 and encodes 460 amino acids. Gene Ontology annotation, cellular component: membrane. The transcript has a single exon.
AUGAAUAACACGACCGGCUUGGAUCUGGCGGGAGCCGGCGGCCGGGAGGAGUUACCGGCGCACCGAGCCCUGACGGGCUGCGUCCUGGCGCUGCUCAUCGUCUGGACGCUCUUUGGAAACUUGACGGUGUGCGCCGCCGUCUGUCACUUCCGGCACCUGCGCGCCAAAUUGACCAACAUCUUCAUCGUGUCCCUGGCUCUGUCGGAUCUCUUGGUCGCCGUGCUGGUGAUGCCGUGGAAAGCCGCGGCCGAGGUGGCCGGCUUCUGGCCGUUCGGCGGGUUCUGCAAGACCUGGCUGGCCUGCGACAUCAUGUGCUCCACGGCCUCCAUCCUCAACCUGUGUGUGAUCAGCGUGGACCGAUACUGGGCCAUCUCCAGCCCGUUCCUCUACGAGAGGAGUAUGAACAAGAAGGUGGCCUCUGUGGUGAUCGGCGUAACCUGGACGGUCUCCGUGGUCAUCUCCUUCGUGCCCGUGCAGCUGAACUGGCACCGCGCGGACGCGGACGCGUUGGAUCCGGCCGUGCAGGACGCGGCGCAUCGCGGCGGAAGCGUUCACGGACGCUGUGACUCCAGCUUGAGCCGCACGUACGCCAUCUCUUCCUCACUCAUCAGCUUCUACAUCAACGUGGCCGUCAUGAUCGUCACGUACACCCGCAUCUACCGGAUAGCCCAGAUGCAGAUCCGCAAGAUAUCCUCACUGGAGCGGGCGGCGGAGCACGCGCAGAGUUGCCGCUCGGACGUACCUGAGCGUUGUCCUCACCUGUGCACGGAAAUGGGCGCCAACUCAUAUCAGUCUCACAUCACUCUUCAUCCCGACUGUGAGCGCCCGGGUGAGGCCCACCGGGAGCUCAAAGUCUCCAUCAGAAAGGAGACAAAGGUCCUCAAAACUCUGAGCAUCAUCAUGGGUGUGUUUGUGUGCUGCUGGUUGCCAUUCUUCGUCCUGAACUGCGCUCUGCCCUUCUGUCCAGGGCCAAAGGCCCCGGGGGCCCGACGGGGCCCUUACUGCGUCAGCGAGAACACCUUCGACGUCUUCGUGUGGAUCGGCUGGAGCAACUCGUCCCUCAACCCGGUCAUCUACGCGUUCAACGCGGACUUCAGAGACGCCUUCCUGCGCCUGUUGCGCUGCCGCGGCUGCUGGCCCGCGGUGGGCACGGCGAUGGCGAGCAACGAGGCCGGACGCCCGAGGCGGGAGAGCUUGCCGAACGCGAAGCUGGACCCCUCCCGCGCCACGACGUUCAGGGGCAGCGAGGACAGCGGGAACACUACGGUGACGGUGCUGUACAGGGGCACGACGGCGGAGCCGGUGACCGACACCGAGGAGAUACUUUUACAGCGUGGCUUCCAUUUGAGGCCUCUGCCCGCCGUGGAGGGACCGCUAUCAUGA